This is a messenger RNA of Paramecium primaurelia, 1649 nucleotides long. The record is from the annotation of a GenBank genome assembly. NCBI's taxonomy places the organism in Eukaryota, Ciliophora, Oligohymenophorea, Peniculida, Parameciidae.
AUGAGUCAUAGCUCUAUGGAGUAAAGGGUAUGUGAAAUUAAUUUAUUUUUAGAAUGGAUAAUUGUUAGUAAUGACAAUAUAAAUAGAUGAUAAACGUAGUGGUAGAAUAGAUGUAUUUGAAGGAGAUGAUCCUGAAAUACUGGCAAGAGAUUUUUGCAUUAAAUAUAACUUAAAUUAAAGAGUGGCACCAUUACUUAUAGAUAAUAUUCAAAAACAAAUUUAGAUAGCUUAAAAAGAACGCAUAAAUAUGGUUCAAUAUGUAAGUAAUUGGAGUCUAACUUUUUAUUUAGUUAUCUCAAAAGAAGUAGAAUCAAAGACAAACUGAGUAAUUUAAUGAAAUACAAAAUUAGUAAUAAGGCUCUACUCCAAUUAUUGCAUAAUCUCAAUAAUCCCCAAUGAAAUAAGAAAGCAUGAGUUAAACUGUAUAUGACAGACUAUAUCAAGAUGCUCAUAAUAAAAAGUUAAAAAAACAAUUACAAUUAUCUGAAAACAAAUCUAGCAGUUAAAUUAUGAAAUCUUAAGAAUCAGAAGUUAAUUAUGGUUUAAUUCUAUAUUAAAAAGGAAUUCAAAAAAAAGAAGAGAAAUUACAAAAAGCAGAAAGUGCAAGAAAAGAUAUACAAAAAUCUUAACUUUAAGAAUGUACUCACAAACCUUAAAUUAAUUCUCUUUCAUCUAAAAUAGCUUAACGUUCUCCUAAACCAGUUGGUGAACAUUUAAAUGAAUUAGCAAAAAUAAUAUAAGAAAAAAGAGAAAAUGCUUAAAAUUUUAAAAUGGAAAUGGAAUAAUAAAGUUGUUCUUUUCAUCCUUAAAUUAAUAGAGUGUAAUAUAUUCUAAUUAUAUUAUUAUAAGUUCCUCUUCAAUAGUUGAUGAGAAAAAGAAAUAAUCUUAAAUAGCAAUACCUCAUUAUGAAUCAUUAUAUUAAGAUAUGGAUGUGAAAUAACAAAAAUUAAAUGAAUUAGAUAGAAAUUAUUUUGCUUAAAAACAUACAUUUCAUCCUAAAAUUGAUUAAAUAUCUGAAUAAUUAGUUUAAGGUUUAAGUUUUGAAGAAAGAAGAUAAAAAUUUAGAAAUAAAUCAAAAGAAAGAAAUUCAAGUGCAGAUGAAGGAAAUAUGUUUAGACCAAGAACAGGUAGACCACCUGAAUAAAGACCAGAAAAUUUAUUUGAUAAUCUAUAUAAAGAUGCAUAAUUAUUAGCAUAAAAAAGAGCAGCUGUUUUAUCUUUUAGUAGGGAAAAAAUUAUGAAUUAAUCUAGAGUUAGAGCCAGUUAGAAAUCUGAAUUCUUAACACAAUAAGCUAUUAUAAAUUCUCUUGCCAAUAUUUUUGAUUAGAUUGAUACUGAUAAUGAUGGUGAAAUUGAUGCUAUUAGAAUAAAUCUAGGAAAUCUUAAUUAAACUGUUAUUUAAAUACUUUAACCUUUAAUUUCUGAGAUGGAAGAAGGUAGACAUGUACUUACUAAAAGUGAAUUCAUUGAAUCAGCUAUGAGAUUAGUAUAUACUCUUUCAAAUAAAGAAAAACAUGAUUUAUUAAAAAAACCAAACUCAAAAAAAUCUGAUAUUCCUAUUUAUACUUUUAAUGUGUAACAUUUUCAUUAAUUUUUAGCCAUCAAUCAAUUCAAGACCUUAAAAAAAUUCUAGAUCAAAAAAUAGAUGA